AUGCUCUUGGAUGUUGCACUAUCAAUCAUUCUUGUCGGCUUCCUUAACUACCAGUUUGAAGCAGCCUUCCGAAUGUCUUUCUAUGGAGAUGUGCAAGCAAGGAGGGAUACGCAGCGGAUGCAGAUAGUUCGAGAUCAAGCUGACUGGUUGUUGAAUAACGUCAUCCCAGCACAUGCUGUCGAAAGUCUCAAAACGGACACUAAAUACAGGUAAAU
This is a messenger RNA of Cylicostephanus goldi, 215 nucleotides long. NCBI's taxonomy places the organism in Eukaryota, Metazoa, Nematoda, Chromadorea, Rhabditida, Strongylidae. The record is from the annotation of a GenBank genome assembly.